AAAAUUAGGUGACUCCAGCACUUAAAUAUCGAUUAAAAUGGCUACAUACAUCACAUUUUUAGCUCUGCAAGAUUAUAUCAUAAGAUAAUACAAUUCACCUUUUAACUUAUCGAUAUCUACAAAUGAUAACGCGGGUUCCCGUAACUAACCAGAAAAUACUCGGGCUCAGUCGACGAGCUACUGCAAUGCUUCGUAUUACAACGUCUGCAAUAAAAGUACGGAAUUCCAUCGAUGUGAUCAAAUAUUAUUUGGCAUCUUAUUGAGUGAUUCUAGUGAUUAAAAGUGUGGAUCGACAAAGAUUAGAAAUGUAUUCGAAUGGAGAUUUUGUUUGGGUUGAGGAUGAAACUAUUCGAGGUGAAUUCAAAAUACACAAAGGCUGUACAAUUGUUAAAAUCGAUAAGAAAAAGAUUCAAAUACAAGACGAUGAUGGCAAUAUGGAAUGGAUAAAGCCUGAAAAAAUUAUAAAACCCAUACAUGCAUCAUUGGUCCACCCAGUAGAUGACAUGAUACAUUUAGAUGAUUUACAAGAGCAUACAAUUUUAAGAAACCUCCACAUAAGAUACAGAAAACAAAUUAUCUAUACAUAUAUUGCAGAUAUGUUAGUAGCUAUCAAUCCUUAUCAAGUAUUGAACAUUUAUUCCAUGAAUGAAGUGACAACGUAUUCUGAACGUAAAUCAGAAUCAUUGCCACCGCAUAUAUUUGCAACAAGUGAUAAAUGUUUUCGAACUAUGAUCAAUACUAAACAAAAUCAAUGUAUUCUUAUAAGCGGAGAAAGCGGAGCCGGAAAAACAGAAAGUACAAAAUUAAUCUUGCAGUAUUUAACAACCAUCAGUGCGGGUGGUCAUUCGUGGAUUAAACAACAAAUUCUUGAAACGAAUCCAAUACUUGAAGCCUUUGGAAAUGCUAAAACUCCAAAAAAUGAUAAUUCAUCGAGAUUUGGAAAAUACAUUAACAUACAUUUCAACAAAAAUGGAGAGAUCGAAGGAGCCCGGAUCGAUUAUUACUUAUUAGAAAAAAGUAGAGUAGUUAUGCAAUCGAAGAUUGAGAGAAAUUAUCACAUUUUUUACGCAAUACUCGCAGGUCUAAGUAAUGAGGAAAAAUCAAAACUGUACUUAGGAAAUGCUUCUGAUUACAAUUACUUGCAUGGAAUAAGCACGUGCAACAAUAGGAAUGAUGCUAAAACUUUUGCUGAUGUCAAAGCAGCUGUACAAGUACUGCAUUACGACGAGGAGGCUUUUUCGAAUGUUAUCCGUUUACUCGCUAUGAUUUUGCAUUUGGGAAACGUUAAAUAUAAAGCUACAACAAUCGAGCAUACUGAUGCAACAGAAAUUCAUGACCAAGUUAGCUUAAAAAGAUUGAGCGAAUUCUUAGGAGUUGAUGAAAAGACUUUAAAUAAUGUUUUAACAAAACGUAGUCUUUUAGUCAAUGAAGAACUUGUUAUAAGUAAUUUAUCAAAAGCGCAAGCGUUCGAAGUUCGAGAUUCGUUUGCUAAAAUAGUUUAUGACAAAAUUUUCGAAAGGAUUGUGGGAGAUAUAAAUAAAACAAUACAAAAUCUCAAGCUACGAGUAAAAAAUGCGAUCGGCAUUCUUGAUAAUUCAGGAUUCGAAAAUUUCGAUGUUAAUAGUUUUGAACAGUUGUGCAUCAAUUACGCUAAUGAGCAUUUGCAACAAUUUUUCGUUCAACAUAUAUUCAAGAUAGAGCAAGAAAACUAUAUUGCAGAGGGAAUAUCUUGGAAUAUUAUAAACUUUGAUGACAAUCAAGAAGUAAUUGAUCUUAUAGGGUUGAAGCCUCUGAAUAUAAUGUCUCUUAUCGACGAAGAAAGCAUUUUUCCAAAGGGGUCAGACACCAGUUUAUUGUCAAAAUUUUCUUUGAUUCACGGAACAAACAAUUGCUUCAAAAAACCAAAAUCCAGUUUGAUAAAUGAAUUUGGUAUAAACCACUUUGCCGGGAACGUGCAGUAUCAUGUAACUGGUUUCCUCGAUAAAAACCGAGACAUGUUUUCCAUUGAUUUCAAACAGCUUAUAGCAGCUUCAGCUAAUAAGUUCUUAAAAAGUUUAUUUUCUGAAAAAGAACUGCAAAUAAAAAACGACAACAACAGAAGAUCUACGACGCUAACAAUGAAAUUUAAAGAAUCUUUAGAAUCACUAUUGAACACUCUUCAAAAAUGCAAUCCAUUUUUCAUAAGAUGCAUUAAACCUAACGAUAGCCAAUCUUCGAAGGUUUUUGAUAGAAUACUGUGCAUUAGACAAUUGCGCUAUGUAGGAUUGACGGAUACAGCAAAAAUACGUCGCGCUGGUUAUCCAUGCCGCUACGAAUAUGCAGAAUUUGUCCAACAUUUUCGUGCUCUAAUUCAAAAAAUUGAUACGUCACAUGCGUCGAGCUAUAAAAAUGUAACCAGUCAAAUUUGCGACAAGAUUUUAAAGGAAAGCCAAAGCAACUAUCAACUCGGCUGCACGAAAGUUUUUUUGAAGGAAUAUCAAAAUAAAUUACUUGAAGAAAAAAGAACGGAGGCCUUGAACGCUUACGCUAUUGUAGUUCAAGGAUAUUUUAAGAUGUGGGUGAUCCGAAAAAGAUUCUUGGAAGUGAAACUUGCUGUAGUAACAAUUCAAAAAAAUUGGAGGGCAUGUCGACAACGACAUAAUUACAAAAUAAUACGGUUAGGUCUACUUCGUCUUCAGUCGAAGAUAAGAUCAAGAUAUCACGAAGCUGAAUUUCAAAGAAAACGUAGAAUCAUAAUAUCGUUACAAGCUCUAUGUCGUCGAUAUCUUGUGCUUAAAUAUUGUGAGGAAAAAAGAAAAGUGGCGAAAAAUAAAAAACUUCAAGCUCUUAAAAAUGAAGCAAUAAACAAUCUUCAAGAAAAUUCAAGAAGUAAAAUGAAAUCAACACUACCAACUAACGAUCAAGGCCAUAACAUUGAUUCGAUUUUUGAUUUUCUUGAUAGCGAGACUCAAAGCAUUAAUUCAAGAAAGUCUUCCAUUGAAGUCCAGAAAGAAGUUGUCAAAAAAAGUUUGUCUUGGAAAAAUUCAUUAAGAAUACCUAAUGAAAUACUCGAUUCAGAAAUCACGUCUUAUGAUUUCUACAAAUUCGCAGCUAUAUAUUUUACUGGUAACGCAACACCAUAUUUCGCCAAAAAGCCUCUAAAACAGUCACUUCUGGAUCUUCCUCGCUUAUCUGAUCAGAUGGCAGCGAAAGCGUUGUCGACUACCAUAUUUCGAUUUAUGGGCGACUUAGAGGAACCGGAUACGCCUACUGAAAUGUACAACAGCAAGAUGACAGUUAACACGAUCUCAGAAACAAUGUCGACAAAUUAUUUUAAUACUGAUAACUUUCAUAACAAACGAUUGAAUGAAGGAAAUCAUCAUUUUCUAAGAAUGACAUUAAAAAAGAAGAACAAACUUAACAAUAGUAUAACAAAAGGAAUCAUCAAUGAUGAAUAUAACAGUUGGUUAAACACUGAAAGGUCGAAUCUAGAAAAGUUGCAUUUUAUUAUUGGCCACGGAAUACUUCGUCCUGAACUGAAAGACGAGAUAUAUUGCCAAAUAGUUAAGCAACUUCUACACAAUCCAUCUAAAUCGUCUCUUGCAAAAGGAUGGGUACUUCUUUCACUUUGCGUUGGUUGUUUUGCCCCAUCAGAAAAAUUGAUCAAUUACCUGAAGUCGUUCAUCAAAACUGGGCCCUCUGAAUAUGCACCGUUUUGCGAAAAUCGACUGAUAAGAACUUAUCAAAAUGGUUCUCGAACACAACCACCUUGUUGGAUAGAAAUGCAGUCAGUAAAAUACAAACGGCCUAUAUUUUUGAGUGUGAAUUUUAUGGAUGGGAAUUCAAAAGUAAUUAUGGCUGAUCCUGCAACUACAGCACAAGAGAUUGUUGAUAGUUUAGCAACCAGCAUAAAACUUAAAGACAUUUUUGGCUUUUCGCUAUUUAUCACAAUCGAUGAUAAAAUUGUAUCCUUAGGUUCAGAAAAAGAACACGUUAUGGAUUCUAUAUCUCAGUGUGAGCAAUAUGCAAAGGAACAGGGUAUUUCGGAGCGUGAUGCUUCAUGGCGGCUUUUAUAUCGAAAAGAAAUAUUUUCACCUUGGCAUGAUCCUGCUGAAGAUCAAUCUGCUACAGAUCUUAUAUAUCAUCAAAUAUGUAAGGGGUUAAAAUCAGGAGAAUAUAGGUGCCAUAACGAAAAUGACAUAGCUAUGCUUAUUGCACAACAAUUGUAUGUACAAUAUCGUGCGAUACCAAAAAAUUUAAAAAGCAUUCUACAUUCAUACAUUCCGAAUCAACUUCUUCAAGGAAAUACGAAACAAGUAUCUUCUAGAUUAGAAAAAUUAGUUAUUGAAACUUUUCAAAAGAAACUAAAGAUAUCUAGUGAUUCGAGCAAGACUAAAGAAAAUAUUAUAAUGUACGCUAAACAUACUUGGCCUCUACAAUUUUCUAAAUUCUAUGAAGCUAACAAAAUUUUUAAUCCAGAAUCUAAUUUAUCUGAAAUAAUCAUUGCCGUGAAUUCUUCAGGCAUCUACUUUAUCGAUGAUAAAAAAAAUAUUAUCCAACAAUUUCCCUACCCGCAAAUAUCAGAAGUGAAUUAUCAAAAAAAUGAUAAUGCGAUUCUUCACAACCUGACAAUUUCAACCAUACAAAGAGAAGAAUUUGUGUUUCAAAGUAUCACAGCUGAAAGUUUCGCGAACCUUGUAAAUUAUAUAAUGGAUGGCCUUAGACGAAAAUCUAUUUAUGUAGUAGCGAUUCAGGAUUACGCUAAUGAUGAAAACAUAGAGACUAAUUUAGGCUUUAAAAAAGGAGAUAUUAUAAAAUUAACCGACGGUUGUACAGGAAACGAUAUAAUAACAUCUCAAUGGAGUACUGGUGAAAAAUUGGGUGUUAAAGGAAAAUUUCCUUCUGAAUGCGUGUACGUUUUGCCAAUAACAGAAAAGCCAUCUCCACAAUUGACAGAACUUUUUAAAGCUGACUUUACAUCAAAAACUUCAAAUUCAAUAAAACACGAUCUGAUUCAUAAUCAGAAAAACGAUGAUUUUUAUACGUUGAAGAAAUUUGCAGAGGAACACUUCCGACCCAGUAUAAAAGUUGCUUUUACAACUGGAUCUGCUAUAUCUUCAAAAACAUUAGAUACUAUUUCCGAGGAACUAUGGAAACAUACAAGAGAGCCCAUAAAAGCUCCUCUACUCGCAAAAUUAUCGAACAAAGAUAAACAGUUUCAACAAGCUAUAAAAAUUUUUACGAAUAUCCUAAGAUACACGGGAGACCUUCCGAGCAAUAGACAAAGCACCGCCACAGAAAUCACCGAUCAAAUUUUUGGAAUAGCCCUGCAGGAUGAAUUAUUACGUGACGAAAUAUAUUGUCAAUUAAUGCGGCAGUUAACUGACAAUAAAAUACGUUUAAGCGAAGAACGUGGUUGGGAAUUAAUGUGGAUGGCAGUUGGAAUAAUGCCAUGCAGUCCAACAGUGCGCAAGGAGGUAGAACAAUUUCUGCAUUCCAGAGAUAAUGCCUUGACAAAAGACUGUUUAAAUAGACUGAAUCGAAUAAUUAAAUCUGGCACGGUUAGGAUAUAUCCUCCCUAUAUUCUAGAAGUGGAAGCUAUUCGAUUUAAAAAUCCACAGCUCACUCACAAAGUUUACUUUCCAGACAGCACGGAUGCUUCAUUUGAGAUUCAUUCGGCAACACGGGGCAUGGAUAUGUGCGACGAAAUAUCGAAAAAAUUACAACUUCAUAGUAGUGCAGGUUUCAGCCUCUACUUUCAAAUUGCCGAUCGCCUCAUUUCCAUGCCACAGUAUUAUUUCUUUUUCGAUUUUAUUCAAGAAGUAAUUGAUUGGAUAAUCCGUCUUAAACGUGUACACUCAGAUGUGACAUUUGAUACGAAAUAUCAAGUCCUUUUCAUGAAGAAGAUAUGGAUUGAUUGUCUUCCUGGACGCGACAAAAAUGCCGACUCCAAAUUUCACUUUUAUCAGGAAGCAGUCAAGUAUUUGCGAGGAAAUCACAAGUGUAACAAGCAGGACGCAAUAGAAUUGGCAGCGUUAAUCUACACGAGUGGACAUGCUGAUAGUAAAGAAGAGUUGUCACAAAUACAUUCCAAACUCCAGGAAUACAUACCUGUAGACAUGAUAGAUCUCAUGACCCCUAAAGAAUGGAAAAAACGUAUUAGCGUAGCCUACAAUGGCACCAAAAAUUUAAGUCAAGACGAAGCAAAACAGCGAUUCUUACGACGAGUCUACCAGUGGCCAACGUUCGGCUCCUCAUUCUUUGAAAUUUGUCAGACAACGGACACAAAAUUACCCGAGCAACUUGUUUUGGCUAUAAACAAAAAUGGCGUAAGCAUCAUUGACCCACGAAACAAGGAAAUUCUUUCCAUGCAUAGUUUCAGUGACAUCAGUAACUGGUCAUCCGGUGACAACUACUUUCACAUGACCAUCGGAAACUUUAUAAGUGGUCGCAAAUUGCUUUGCAAAACAGCCCUUGGUUAUAAAAUGGAUGAUUUAAUCUCUUCGUACAUUGAUUACCUUCAGGGCAAUUCCAGAGGUGAAAAAACUUCAUCGAGUAGAAAUAACAGUGUACAAUAAAGUAAACCAAAUAAGGCUUUGUAUUUAAAAAAAUGUAUAUAUUAAAAUAGAUGCCGUAUCUUUUUAAAUCAGCAAAUAUUCGAAGUAUGGAAACAAAUAAAAUAUAGAAAAUCAUAAGAACUAAUAUGUUACAUUUUAUUAAUAAAAAUAAAUUCACAUACAGAUGAUGCAAAUACAAAAUAUAUUUUAAUAGCUAAAGGAUUAUAAUACGGAGUUAAAAUAAUUAUGAGUUACACAAAAAUAAAAAAUUAUUCUUCCCGAAGGAUAGUUACGCUGUUCACACUGUAAUAAACAGAAAUCUGCAUAUUAUUUGGUUCAAUCAUGAUGUAAUUAUCAACUUUUAAUAAUCUGCAAAUGAAAAAUCCAAUUAUGAUCCAUGCAUAUUAUUCGUUAAAAAAAAAUAUAUAUUAUGUAAUGUAAUAGUUUUUUUGCGUGCCAAAAAAUGUAUAUAUUUUAAGAUUUUUACGAUAUAAGCACUUGGCAAAAUAAUAAAGCAUUUACCUAAAUACAUGAUCCUCGUAUGAUCCACCUUCGCUAGUUAGAAACAUUCUCUCGCUCAAAUCAAGAGAUUUUUUAUCAAAGUAUACGGAGAGAGCAGGGGCAAGAUCAUUUAAUGACCUACAACAUAACUUUGUUUAAUACAUAAAGCAUUUGAGACAUUA
Nasonia vitripennis (jewel wasp) is the source of this 7219-nucleotide messenger RNA. Its product is annotated as myosin-VIIa. The transcript is spliced from 28 exons. Lineage: Eukaryota; Metazoa; Arthropoda; Insecta; Hymenoptera; Pteromalidae. Bases 306 to 6557 code for a protein of 2083 amino acids. The record is from RefSeq and is a predicted model, not a curated record. Gene Ontology annotation, molecular function: protein binding; cytoskeletal motor activity; ATP binding. Gene Ontology annotation, cellular component: cytoskeleton; myosin complex.